GGACCUGGUUCAUAUAAUGCCAAGUACGGAAAGCGUGGUCCUGCAUAUAGCAUGUCGGGGAAGCACACUGGACAUUCAGAUGAUCCAGGACCCGGUCCAGGCGCGUACACACUGACGAAAAGCAGCUAUGUUCACCGGUCGGCACCUGCGUAUAGCAUGCACGCGCGUGUGGCAGGAGAGCACUCUAGACCAGAUCCUGGAUGCGUUGACAAAGCCAGGAUUCCGGCCACCAGCACAAUCGUCGUUGCCGUUAUCGGCGAUGUCAGGCCCCUUUCCGGUUCAAGCUGGCACACAGCCAAGUGGCACAUCUGCAGCAGCCGCACAGACUGUUGCAUCUCCUUCUUCGGGUCCAGCGGUGGUUGCUACACCACCACAACAGGUUAGUCCUCAACAAGGACAACCGCAGGGUCAAUGGUAUCCUAAGAUCCCAAUAAAACCACCUCUUGCCUUCUCAGGCGAGGGAAAGGGCGAAGAACUCAACACUUGGUUGAGAACAGUCACGGUUUGGGUGAAGGCCAAGAGAACCUUGCUAGAGGACGAAGUGGUAACUGCGGCAUCUUACCUGGAGGGUAAGGCAGCCAAAUGGUUAGAUGGUGUAGUUAUAAAGGCCGGGUAUGGGAGACGCAUGGCGGACUGGGCUAAGUCUUUGACAUUAGACCAGUUCAUGGAAAUGGUAGAAGCUCGAUGGCAUAACCCAAAGGAGUCUCAAAAGGCCACUGAUGCCAUUAACAAACUAGACCAAUGCAAGUUCAGGUCAGUUAGAGAGCUUACGACUACCGUUGAGAGCCUGAUCCUUGUCCCAGGCAUCAACUACAGCGAUCAGUUCCUAUUGACUACGUUUGUCAGAUGUCUCCCAGAGAACAUUAGGAACUUGCUAGCCAGCGAGGCACGCACUGAGUACCACUCGUUUGAGACACUGUCUAGGAAAGCCUUAGACUUGGAGGCCAUGCUAGGCAUUGCUCAACCCACCUCAGGGAAUGACUCAAAGAAGAAGAAGAGUCCUCAGGAGUGGAAGAAGAAGGGGGCGAAGUUGAUGAUGGUUGAGUCUGAUGGGACUCAAACUGAGAUCGAUGAGCUCUCUGACCUGAUGGACUACUCAGAGUAUGACGGCGAGGAGGUAGCUGAGGGUAGCACCCUCGCCGCGGACCGGGUACGGCACCUUAGUAGACCUGUAGCAUCUACUUUGGCCAAUAAGGAGCGCAUGAUUGUAACGGACUACAUCAAGGAUGUAGUCUGUACCUUCUCCUAUGGAGGAGGGGAGCUUAACCAUAAGAUCUCGUUUUUUGUUAGCGACGACCUACCAUUUGACAUGUUGCUAGGCAUGUACUACCUCGAAGUUGCUAAGCCACAGUUCAACUGGGAUAAGAACAUGCUCAAGCAUAAGUUGCCCGAUGGCCGAACUGUCAGAUUGACUAAGUUCAAGGCUAUUAGUAUUAUAAAUACCUAUGGCUGCUUGUGCGCAUCAGCGUUCUACAAUUACUACAAGCAAAAUAAAGAGGAGGGUAUGUACCUUGUUUACGUCUCUGAGAAGGGGGAGGCCGUUAAAACACCCCCAGAGAUAGAACGCGUCGUUGCUAAGUUCCCUGAUCUGUUCGAGGAGCCCACAAGAGUUGUUGAAAGGGAAGUCGUCCACGCUAUAGAAAUCAUUCCAGGGAGUAAGACCCCAAAGGGAAGGAUCUAUAGGAUGGCCCCCGCCGAGUUAGAUGAACUUCGGCGACAGCUUAAGGAGCUGACAGAGAAGGGUUGGAUUCGGCCUAGUACUUCCCCUUACGGAUCACCCGUUCUAUUCGUACCGAAGAAGGGGGGUACUUUGAGGAUGUGCAUUGACUAUAGAGGCCUCAAUGCCAUCACUAUGAAGAACGCAGAGCCUCUACCUCGCAUAGACGACCUAUUGGAUAGGGUGCAGGGAUGCAAGUACUAUAGUAAGAUAGACUUGAAAUCCGGAUAUCACCAGAUCGCAAUAAGACCUGAGGACCAACGCAAGACAACUUUUCAGACGCGUUAUGGUCUGUAUGAGUUUGUAGUGAUGCCCUUCGGUCUUUGUAAUGCGCCGGGUACGUUCCAGCACGCUAUGAAUCGGAUCUUCCAUGACCAUUUAGAGUUUGUCGUGGUCUACUUAGACGACAUUCUGAUCUUUAGUAAGUCUGCCGAGGAGCACGCAAAGCAUGUUGAGACAGUUCUCUCACUCCUGCGACAGCACAAGUAUAAGGUCAACUUAGAGAAGUGAUUGAGUGUUUGCAUGGAUUUCAUGGACACCCUAGUGACCAGCAAGAGUGGUAAGAGGCACAUUUUCGUCAUCAUCGACCGAUUCACCAAGUACGCUAGACUAAUACCAAUGCCAGAGACAGCCAGGACAAAAUAUGUUAUCAAGUUGUUCAAGGACAACUGGGUGCGGGACUUUGGAUUACCAAAGACUAUCGUUAGUGAUAGAGACGUCCGAUUCACAAGUGAGCUAUGGAAGAAGACUGCGGAACAAAUGGGCAGUCAACUUCAAAUGACUUUAGGGAAUCAUCCCGAAGCCAACGGACAAGCCGAACAGAUGAAUAGAGUUGUACAGCACUUGCUGAGGCAUUACAUCAAGCCCAGCCAAGAUGAUUGGGAUGAGCAGUUGCCACUCAUCGCCAGUUUGUACAACAAUGUUGUGCAUAGCAGCACCGGUGUGAGUCCUAACCAGCUACACUUGGGAUGGAAGCCUAGAUCCGUGUUAGACUUCCUCCUACCUGAAAACCGACCUGCUGCAACCCCAGGCACACUGGARUAUGGUGUGCAGUAUGAGAAGUUGCUGCAAGAAGCUGUCGAGCACAUGAAGAAAGCUCAGCAAGCAAUGAUUGCUUCUGAGAAUCAACAUCGUAGACAGUCCACAUUUCAGGUAGGGGAACGUGUCAAGGUCAAGGCUAGCGAGCUAGGACAGGAAUUCGGAGUCUCCCGCAAACUAAUGCCUCAAUACUUUGGUCCCUGGGAAGUCCUAGAUAUAGUUGGAGAUGAGAUGGAUGGUCCCACUUACGUCAUUCGUGUCCCUGGACACCUACGCACUCACCCAGUCUUUCAUGCCUCAAAGCUUGCACCUUUCGCUGAGACUGAUCAAUUCCCUUCCAGGAGAUCGAUGCUGCCCCCACCCAUGGAUGGACAAGUCGACAUCGAUGACAUUGUGGAUCACCGGGACAUGCCUGUUACAAAGCCGUUGGGUCGAGGAAGACCUCCUAAACCCAAGAGAGAAUAUCUUGUCAGAUUCAGGCAUCACACGGAUCCCAAAGAAGUUCGGUGGUUUACCAAGGAGGAACUGGUUGAGACAACUCCUCAGGCGGUGGCAGAAUAUGAAAGGAAGCUGAAAGGGAAGGCACCUGCGAAAACAGAUCAUGACCAAACUGGUAAAGGCUAUUCUGGCCCCUCUCGCUCCGUUCCUGCUCAGUACCCGUUGCUUACGGCUCCUCCCGCGGGUGGACCAGUUCACUCCGCCACUCCUCUGCAGGUGGCUAAUCCAGCAGAAAGAGUCGAAUGCUAUAAUUGCAAGCAGCCAGGACAUUUCGCUCGAGAAUGCCCUCAGCCGAAACGCAACCAGCCGCCUCCUGCGGCCACACUCGUAGCUUUGAACCAGGGACGAGUGGCCGCGGUAUUAGAACAGGUAAGGGAGGCUUCCCCAUUCAUCAUUGAUCAGCCUCACUCGGGUGAUCAAGGCGCAUCCACGUCAGGAUCCUCUGAAGCCGCGGAUGUCGUCGAUCCCACCGAGUACCUCCAGCUGGCCGGACUGAUCGGAGCAAUUCGGCCCGCCAAAGAAGAGCUCGAUUGGGUCGAACGAACAUCGGAACCAGGACCUCAGUUUCAAACAGGAGAAAUCGACCUCCUACAGACACUCAAACAGUUAGAUAUUCGAGUGCCAAUCCCUGUAGGACAUCUGCUGAGUAUAUCCGAGGCCGCGAAUGACAAGCUUCUACAACAGUGUCAAAAGAAUCAGAAGCGCUUCACCUAUCAGCGCGUUCACCGUAUGCUGAAAAAGAAGCAAGAAGACGAAAACGAAGGUGAAGCGCUUCUGAACCUCACUCGUAUGCUGAAAAAGAAGCAAGAAGACGAAAACGAAGGUGAACCCCCGCCCCCAGUAGUCACCACAAAUGCACCUGAACCAGCCCGAAUCGCAGCUAUCUCCUAUGCUGAUAAAGAUCACUUUGUACGAGUGCGAUCGGUCCUAUGGAAAAGCACGGAAUGCGAUUGUGAAGUCUGGGGCAAACCUUUUGAUGCACUGAUUGAUACCGGAUCAUCGGUAGUCGCCAUCUCCUUGAACACAGUCCGAAAAACUGGACGAUUGAACUCUAUCCUUCCUCUACCUGGGAGGGAUAACUACGUCUCGGCCGAUGAGGAAGCCAUGAAUAUCGUGGGAAUCAUCGAGAAUGUCGCGAUCAAGGUAGGUCGAGUGCAUGUAUUGGUAAAUGCGUUGGUCAUUGACGUACAUUCCUAUUCAAUAUUGUUAGGAUUACCCUGGGCGAUGGCAGUAGGGGCUCGAGUCCAUUUCGAUUCAAGACAACUCAUCCUCACUCAAACGGGAGGGAAACCUCAGACGCUCCCUCUCCGAAUCUCCACCCGAUCCCCACGGAAAUAUCCCGAUAUUGAUCGGAUAGGGGUGAUCCAGAAUAUUGAGAAAGCCCCCUCGAACUCAGAAUACCUUGUGCGGGAAGACGAGUUCAAUGAGCACCAGUACGAGGAAGAACUGAGUGCAAUGCCCAGCCACGAAGAGUGGAAGCAGUUGGUCGAAAUAUUUGGUUGCGAGGCGAAAGAGGAAUUUCAGCCGGAGGCGGUUUCUGCAAUUUUGGCUCAGGUGGGACCCGACGGUCUCGAACACGUGGUGGAAUACACAUCUAAGACGGUGCCGACCUGCAAGCGCAACUACGCGGCCCCGGCGGGAGAAUGUUACGCAGCCUUAUGGGGGAUCAGCCACUUCCGAGCAUAUAUGUACGGUCAAAAGUUUACAUUGGUAACGGAUCACGAACCGCUAUUGGCGUUGAAGAAAUCCAAGGAUUACUCGGGUAUGAUCGGACGAUGGGCCACCAUCGUGCAGAGCAAGGACUUUGACAUCCGUCAUCGGAAGCACGAGAGACACGGGAAUGCUGACGGGUUGACACGACUGCACCGACCUGAGAAGGUCCUCAAGACCGAAGAAGUGAUUCUGUGGAACGAGCCGGAGGAGGCAAGUGGACCGCGAUACGGACAGGUGACGUGGACGCGGACCAGUGAGCAGCCUGCGUGCAUCGAGUACCUGGAGCUGUUGAUUCUGCAGGCUUGGAAAACGGACAUGGAAGGCGAUCUUCUCGGCUUCCUCUUCGGAUCGGUGCGGCCAGGCCAUCGCCAGCCUAUCGUUCAAGAACUCAUCGUCCCGCUCGCGCAAUUGGCUGACGAUCUCCCCCUCGACAUCGUUUCGCAAAGCGACGACAGCCCCGCUCCGCACGUCAUCACGCGGACAUUGGCACCGUACCUCCAGUGGACCGCUUGCUUGGAGGAACCUGGGAGUGAUAGCACCCUGCCAUCACGACAGGAAUACCUGAAGCCGUACGGGAUCAUCGAUCACGCCUUCUAUCCGAAGGAGCCCGAGGCGCCUGAAGGAGAAGAGGAAGCCACUGAAGAAGAGGGCGACGCCGAUGAAGAAACGUCCGAAGAGGGGAGCAGAUUGUGUUUCUAUUACGUGCUUUAUUGUGAUGAUUGGUUUCUCGGGGUUGGUGGGAUGGUCUUCAAAGCAACUGGAUCGGCCAAUCCGGGGCCAGGAGCAUACAAUAUUCGUCCUUUGGUUCGUGGACCUUUCUACACCAUGACAGGAAAAGGACGGGACUUGGGGUCAGAUAUGUCGGUUCCUGGACCUGGUCAGUACAACUAUAAAGGGAGCAGAAUUGUUGAGGGUGGAGCCCCUGCCUAUAGUAUGGCUGGAAGAGUUUACGUGAGAUCAGGAAAUGACUGUCCUGGACCUGGGACAUAUCAACCUCGGCCAAUGAAGCAUGCACCAGCAUACACACUUUCGCCUCGGCUGCAACGGUUUGACACAGAUCCUGGUCCUGGCCCCGGGCAGUAUAACCCACGGCACACAGUACGAGGUCACAGAGUGGGAGCUGAGGAAGUAGGCGCAGGUCGCAUGGAAGUAUCCUACGCUUCGUCUUCAACUCUACGGGAGAACUAAUCCGAACGUCUUAUCAAACCUGGCCAAUGCAGAAACCUUCCUCGCCGAACACACGAAGCUGGUCCCCUCUUGCAGUUUGCCCUCCAGACUCAUUUGAAUCACUGCAACCUCCUGGCAUUCCUCCUCCUCCUCCUCCUCCUCCUUCUGCAAAAGUUCUACUACACCCAUCUUCAGGAGACCUAAGCUGAAAGGCUCAUCUAACCGGACUGAUGCAGAAACCCUCCUCGUCGUUCUACACACAAAUCUUGCACUCUGAUCUUCUGGGUUCUUGCACGUCACUGCACCCUCCCUUCUUCUUCUGGCUCCUCCUAGUCCUCCUCCUCCUCCUCUUCCUCGUGCUCGUCGGGGCCUGUGUCCACCCUCUUCUGGCGCUGCUACUCCUGCAAUUCAAUUGUGCUGCUUGUGGAUAGUGGACAUGAGCACAUAUUAUCCAUUAUAUGGAUAUGUUUACAUCCCUUGGCAUGAAUCUGUUUGCUCAGGGUUCACAAUAUAAAGGAAAUGCAGGAGGGUGCACUUUCAAGCGAACGGAGGAGUGUGGGAAUCCCGUUGUUGCUCAGCUCCAGCUCCAGCAUCUCAGGUCAUGUGGACCAUUACCGUCACGAGAACGUUGCACAAACUCUUGUUCCUCAUCAAGCAGUUUCCGUCUGUCAAUUGAGCGUGAAGGAUCAUGAAUGAGGGAGGCAAGAUUUCAAGAACAUCCGUUCUUCCUGUCUGAUGCUGGGGGUGUCAAGGACACGCCAUGCGUGUGUGCAUUGGACUCAGAGCCAUUGAAAUGGAUUGGUUGUCUCAUUGUACUCAUUGUUUUAUCAAUUGUCAGAGUUAAGUCUUUGCUGUCCAUCAGUGGUUUGUAUCCUUAUGCUCUCGAGGCCCUCUUAGGCUACUAUAAUGCACGGGGCUUUGGCACAUCUUUUGGUCCCAGUUCCUAUCUUCUCCAUCACCUAUUCCUAUUACUUUUCUCUUCUCUCUUCUCUCUUCUGUCUUCUCUCUUCUCUCUUCUCUCUUCUCUCUCCUCUCUCCUCUCUCCUCUCUCUCUCUCCUCUCUCCUCUCUCCUCUCUCCUCUCUCCUCUCCUUCUCUUCUCUCCUGUCUCCUUUCUCCUCUUUCCUCUCCUCGCUCCUCGCUCCUCACUCCUCUCUCCUCUCUCCUCUAUCCUCUCUCGUCUUCUCUCUCCUCUCCUCUCUCGUCUCUCCUUCUCCUCCCCUUUCUUGGCUCCUUUUCUCCUCCUUGUUCUCUUCUUCCUACUUCAUUGGCAUUGUCCUUUGUCGCCACCACCAUUAUCAACCUCCUCCUCCUCCUCCUCCCCUUCCUUUGCUCUUUUUCUCCCCAUCCCCCACUGGGUAUUGUCUUCACCAUCAUCAUCGUUGUUGACCUCCUCCUCCUCCUCCUCCUCUUCACCCUUCUUCUGUCCCCAAACUGUUUUGGGAAUUGGAAUUUCCUUCUGGGAUUAUGGUGUUGUUAUAACGUGGUGGUGUACUGCGUCAACCAGCUGGUUUUCCUUUUCCAGAAAUGAUUUGUUUGGGGUUCGCUGAGGCCAAAAAAUCUUGUGCAUUUGCAGAGUGCGGGUGACAAACAAAGCCAUAUAUCUGUA
Molecule: messenger RNA, 7741 nt
Organism: Chara braunii
Lineage: Eukaryota; Viridiplantae; Streptophyta; Charophyceae; Charales; Characeae
Source: the annotation of a GenBank genome assembly